GUUCCAGUCUGUGAUGUGCGCCACAGCAGGAGAGGAUGUAGGCCCCAGUUAGAAACACUCCACAAAAAUGUACCGCACCCCCGUGCUCCUGUUGUGUCUCCUGAGUGUGACCGCAUCUGCGGGUGACGCUAACUCUCUCACUGGUACCGACUCCACUUCCUCCGACGAUUUGAUACCGUGCGAGAAGAGUGAUGACUGCAAGGAACUCGAGGGCCCGCACAUCUGCUCUAAUGGCACGUGCUACGGCUGUUACGAGUGCUGCGCCUUCAAGAAACCGCACUGUCCUUGGAGGCGGUGCCCCUGUACCUGGUUUUUAACAGACGAGGAGCUGAAGAUCGUAGCCCAAGCAGUUUUAGGAGUUGCCGUAUUUGUCACUUGUGUAGCUCUGCUGAGCUUGCUGUGGAAAAUAUGUGCAAGACGCCUGCGGCGGCGGCGGCGGGGGCGGCGCCUGGAAGCGGGGGCGGACGUGCCGGACGACGCGGCCAGCCUCAGCUCGCAGCAGGUGUUCGUGGUGGAGCGGCUGCGCGACCGACCGCCGCGCUACGAAGAGGCCGGCCGCGACUUCGCCGUCGAGAAGCCGCCCCCGUACUCCGAGGUCGUGGUGGAGGAGGUGCAGUGGGCGCGGAUCGGAGGCCUCACGGCGCGCGACUUCGCGGCUCCGCCCCCCUACAGCCCGCCUCCGCAGAGGGCCGCCCCCGCCGCCGCCCCCACCGCCUCCCUGGCGCCGCCUCCGCAGCCGCAGCCGCCGCCGCCGCCGCCGACGCCGCCCGUGCAGCGCCUGCGACGCUGCGUCCGCAAGGUCGUCGUGAUAGGCAGACUGGUCAGGAGGUCCUCCGCCGAACCCGAGGCGGACUGCGGCACUCAUCUGCCGAAGGGGCUGCCGCCCCCCACCACACCGGGACUCUCGACUGCGGCCACCUCUGCGGCCUCCGAGCCUGAACCACAAGCAGCGGCCUCAGCAGCUCAGGAGCCCGGGAGCCCCACGUCCACCGCGGCUUAGCCGUCACCGGGGGGACGUGGGAGUCCGAGCGUGGGGCAGCGCAGCUCCACGUCACGCGUCACACACACCGCGUUUCCUGACGUGAGCACCUGCUAAAUAAGGAACGAGACUCGAGCAAUUUAUGACAUACAUUAAUGACAACCUUUAUAUCUCCUAACCUGUUGUUAAUACUACUUUUCAGAAAAUUUCAUAUCUAUUUACUGAUGUAAAUGUAUUAUAUUGAUGCAAUAAAAAUGUGUUACUAAGUGAACAA
Molecule: messenger RNA, 1253 nt
Organism: Schistocerca gregaria
Lineage: Eukaryota; Metazoa; Arthropoda; Insecta; Orthoptera; Acrididae
Product: translation initiation factor IF-2-like
Exons: 7
Coding region: 68-1000 (310 amino acids)
Source: RefSeq, a predicted model, not a curated record